AUGGCUGCCCCUGUGUCCUCGAGUGGCCCGUCCACAACACCGUCCCUGGCCCGAGUUGACGCCCGGGACCCCGAGACCACAGCGGACGUGGUCCAGGAGUUUCUCGAACGGGACGGUGCCGUCAUUGUGACGAACCUGAUCACCGCCGAACAGGCGGCGCAGAUCCGCCGCGAUCUCAAACCGCAUUUCGACGCCGACGGGGGCGACAAAAGCGGCUUCUUCCCCAACACGACGCGGCGGGCCAUUGGGCUCUUGGGCAAAUCGGCCACGUGCGUCGACCUGGCCCUCAACCCCCUCUUCAACGAGGUGGCGUCCCGACUCCUGACGUCCAAGUUCGAGUACUGGAUCGGCCAGGAGAGGCAGGUGGCCGUAUCCAAGCCGCAGAUCUCCAGCACCGUCGGGUUCCAGGUGAACCCGCGCAGCAGGCAGCAGGGCCUGCAUCGGGACGACAUCGACUACCACGUCCGCUCGGGCCAUGACUCCGUCCUGAUUGGCUGCGUGGUCGCGACGGUCAAGACGACGCGAGAGAACGGCGCCACCGUCCUCAUCCCGGGCUCCCACCGCUGGAAGGACGAUCGCUGCCCGUAUGACCACGAGGCUGUGCCCGCUGAGCUGGAGCCGGGCGAUGCCACCAUCUUUCUCGGGAGUACAUACGUGAGUCCCUGGGCAGACGUGUCUCUUGUCCCUCUUGCUGCGGCGGCACUGACAUAUGUACCUCUUUUGCGGUCUAGCACGCGGGCGGCGCUAAUCAGACGACGAAUGUACCGCCAAGUCGAGAACCAAUACCUGACCGUUCCGCCGUCGGUGGCGUCGUCGCUCCCCACAAAGGCGCAGCGCCUGCUCGGGUACGGGGUGAGUCCGCCGUUCUGCGGCUUCGCCACGGAUUACAAGGACCCCAUGCAGGAGUUGUUUGGCGUCGUGGAUGCCGAGACGGUCGUGUUGUGA
Fonsecaea nubica is the source of this 945-nucleotide messenger RNA. RefSeq lists its product as hypothetical. The transcript is spliced from 2 exons. The record is from RefSeq and is a predicted model, not a curated record. NCBI's taxonomy places the organism in Eukaryota, Fungi, Ascomycota, Eurotiomycetes, Chaetothyriales, Herpotrichiellaceae. Bases 1 to 945 code for a protein of 314 amino acids.